AUGGAUGCAAAGAAAUUUGUUGUUGAUUUGAAUAAGCCUCUUGUUUGCCAGGUUGGGCAUCUUGGUGAUGAGUAUGAAGAAUGGGUUCAUCAACCUAUUAUGGGUAAGGAAGGUCCUCGUUUCUUUCAUAGCGGUGUCUUGGAGGUAUUUACCCGCACGGCUUGGUGGGUGAUUCCGAUUGUUUGGUUACCAGUUGCAUCUUGGUUCAUUUAUAACUCUUUUAAAUUGGGACUUGAUACUCCUCGCCUACCCCUUUUUGUGCUUCUCGGUAUUUUUGUAUGGACAUUGGCCGAAUACUUGUUGCACCGGUUUCUUUUCCAUGUACAGACUAAGAGUUAUUGGGGGAAUACGAUGCAUUAUCUUCUUCAUGGAUGCCAUCAUAAGCAUCCCAUGGAUAGCUUAAGACUUGUUUUCCCACCGGCUGCAGCAGCUAUAAUAGCCUCCAUGAUCUGGUCCUUAGUGAAGCUUGUAUUCCCUCCUUUAACUGCCCCUGCUGUGUUUGGAGGCAUUUUGUUGGGCUAUGUGAUGUAUGAUUGCACACAUUACUACUUGCAUCAUGGCCAACCGAAGAGUGAUGUACCCCGAAGUCUCAAGAAGUACCACUUGAAUCAUCACUACCGGGUUCAAAGCCUUGGCUUUGGCAUCACUUCACCACUAUGGGAUAAGGUUUUUGGAACAGUUCCUCCUCCAUCAAAGGCGGAUGCCAAACGUAGAUAA
Messenger RNA from Lathyrus sativus (Indian pea), 717 nucleotides. NCBI's taxonomy places the organism in Eukaryota, Viridiplantae, Streptophyta, Magnoliopsida, Fabales, Fabaceae. The record is from the annotation of a GenBank genome assembly.